Messenger RNA from Colletotrichum destructivum, 588 nucleotides. Its product is annotated as Putative ubiquitin system component CUE, UBA-like superfamily. The transcript is spliced from 2 exons. Lineage: Eukaryota; Fungi; Ascomycota; Sordariomycetes; Glomerellales; Glomerellaceae. Gene Ontology annotation, molecular function: ubiquitin binding. The coding region runs from base 1 to 588 and encodes 195 amino acids. The record is from RefSeq and is a predicted model, not a curated record.
AUGGCCAACGAGCAGAUCUCACUCCCAUACCUGGUGGUGAUCUUGCUGGUGACGGCGUUCAUUAUUCGGUUCCUCUUCUUCUCCCCCGCCCCGCCGCCGGCGCCGCGGCAGAGUGCUCAGUCGGUGCUGCGCAUGCGUGAGGCGGCGGUUGAGAGGAUACAACAGAUGUUCCCACAGGUGGACCGGCGGACCAUUCUCUGGGACCUGCAGAGGAACGGGGGCAAUAUUCAAGGAACGUCGGAGAGGAUCCUUGCAGGCAGGAUGGAGACGCCUCCCAUCACGUUUCAGCCCCCUUCCCCGCCGGGAGCCAACAACGCGUCGGCGAGCUCCUCGGCACCGGCCAAGGCACCUGAAAAGCCGACGCAGCCAGACCUAAUUACGAGGUACAAGCUGCAGGGAAAGAUCGCAGCGCAGCAGCGGCAGCAGGCCGAGGCGGAUGCCGCGGCGGAGAGAGAGAAGGCUAGCAGGGGAUGGAGCUCGAACCGGGACGAGAGGCAGUCGCUUCUGCAGAAGAGGAGGGACGAGAUGAUUCUUGCGGCGAGGCGGAAGAUGGAGGCUAAGAUUGCUGCGGAGAAGGCCUCUAGCUGA